Molecule: messenger RNA, 1545 nt
Organism: Alternaria novae-zelandiae
Lineage: Eukaryota; Fungi; Ascomycota; Dothideomycetes; Pleosporales; Pleosporaceae
Exons: 2
Coding region: 1-1545 (514 amino acids)
Source: RefSeq, a predicted model, not a curated record
AUGACCGAUCCAAAUUUACCAAUCGAAUCUCCAAACCGACGUCCUCAGGACUACGCCGAUAUGACUGGGUGGGGAUUUGCACACAAGUUCGAUCGCAACGUCCGCGGACACAGGCUGGAGGAUGGGCACAAGAAGACUAUCCAAGCCGCUGCCGCCAUCGCAGACCAACUUAGAUGGACUACAUCGCAGAUGAAGCCAGAGUACUGGCCUGACAAGGAGACAUUAGUAGCAAAGCAGUUUCUGAUGUCUAAUCUGGUGCAGCUCCAUCUGAAGUUUAGAAAGGCAUGUUGGCAAAUGCCGCAACAAGCCCGAGACGUUGAAUCCCCAGUUGAGAGCCCCCUACCACCCGAUGAGAAGAAAGAGAAGAAGCCAACCGACAAGUUCUCAAAGGACGAGGACUUCCGUAAAGAUCGACAGGAGAAGCUCAUGGCCAACCAGGGCGCAUACUUCGAUUACUUCGAGGAUGAUGGAGGUGACGAAGCGUUCACUUGGGGGGACGCGAUAAGAUCAGCCCUCAGGACGUGUGAUGCCGCCUACUUUGAAAUCGAUCGUCAUCACAGACUGCUCAAACAGCCGGAGAAGAAGUCGGGUUGGCGUUUGGACCGAAUGGAUGUUUUAUCCAAGAGGAGAGGCAUGCCGACUCGUUCGAAUCAGGAGUUGUUGAUCGAACUCGCUCUCAAUCAUGAGUUCGGUGGUCCUCCGUCUCCAAACAGCCGGACAACAAUGGCCAACUGGCAGACCGCAAACGACGUUCAGCGCGCUCUCAACAUCCACUUGGGGCGUUUCAUGAAGCAAGAACCUGACGGUGGCGCACCUACCGAGACACGUCACUGGACUACCGACUUCGCGCGCAAGUACAACCAUCCCCAUGCUGCCGAGCCUGCGAUGUUCUUCAUUUGCACGCACGAGUACAUCCGGCCAAAUCCCGCGCAGCCAAUCACAAAGUGGAUUGUUGGAGGCACCACGCCGCUUACAGGAGGAACAACGGUCUGGUUUCCUUGGGCUGACAAGUUUUACAAGGCUGUCAGAGAGCAAGGUCUUGGUAGCGACUUCGUUGCGAAGGUGAAGGCGGCCAAUGACGCGCAGAAAGAACAUGAACAACGACUGCUUGGCGACACGACAGACCUAACUAAGGAUCAACUAUUCGAGCAGAACCUGUCUGCUCGAAAAGUCGUCAUCGGCCAAUUGACGAACGACUCAACCCAUCAGAGGUACGUGGCUCGGAUUCGCUGCCAGGGCCUAGCGAUCAACAGUUUCAUGCAGCCAGUCCAAUGCUGUUAUCGUUGCCAAUGCAACUACCAGUACACAGUACUGAGCACACACAUGACACCAUCACCAGACUACGAGCCGACUAUCGAUCACUUGAAGAAAUACGACUGGGGCAGGCAUUGCCCAUGGUUUCAUCAGUGCGCCGAGGCACUUGCAGCCUGUCAGUGCUUCGCCUUCGAUGAUGCACAGAACGACGCCAACCGACCCCAGUCUCCCAGAGUGGCCGAGCUGAAAGGAAAGUCUCUCAAGAAAAAGAAGAGCACCCACCUUUUUUAG